GCUAGCGUUAUUUUGACCCGAGACCGAGUCCACAGCACAGCUGAUAGCGCGUCGCGUACGUCGCAGUACUCUCAGUAGGUGAUAGCACGUUAUAUCGUCACGAACAUGAAUUUGACACCCAGGAGAUCAUACAAGGAAAAACGCUCGUUCGAGCAGCGAUCUGUUAGUGCAGAGGAAAUCAGAAAGCUGCAUCCAACUAAAAUCCCCAUUAUUGUAGAGCGUUACAAAUUAGAAAAUCAGCUGCCACUUUUGGACAAGAGUAAAUUUCUAGUGCCAGAUUUUCUAACUGUAGCGGAAUUUUGCAAAAUAAUCAGACGUCGGCUACAAUUGAAUCCUACGCAAGCUAUUUUCCUACUAGUGAAUCAGAAAAGUAUGGUAAGCGGUAGUUUGACCAUGGCCGAGCUCUAUCAAAAUGAAAAGGAUCCAGAUGGUUUUCUGUACGUUGUGUUCGCUAGUCAGGAUGUAUUUGGUAAUCAUUAACCGUUUACGUUGCGAGCUAAUUUUAAACCAUGCAAAAAACGAAAUACCUCCUCGGCACUUAAUGAUACUUUGAUAGAUGUUUAUGUGGAUUUUUGUGGGGAUUCUACAUCUGCUAGCAACUCUGUCUGCCUUUAUUGGAAAUGUGCAGAAUCUUUGUGAUCAACUUACCGUACCUGGAAUAAUUAACAGAACAAUCAAUUUGUUUUUUGGAAUGUGUAUAAAUUAUGGUGCUUUUUAUCCCUUUGACAUA
This is a messenger RNA of Atta colombica, 730 nucleotides long. Its product is annotated as microtubule-associated proteins 1A/1B light chain 3A-like. Lineage: Eukaryota; Metazoa; Arthropoda; Insecta; Hymenoptera; Formicidae. The transcript is spliced from 4 exons. The coding region runs from base 106 to 480 and encodes 124 amino acids. Gene Ontology annotation, cellular component: autophagosome membrane; autophagosome; cytosol. Gene Ontology annotation, biological process: autophagosome assembly; cellular response to nitrogen starvation; macroautophagy. The record is from RefSeq and is a predicted model, not a curated record. Gene Ontology annotation, molecular function: ubiquitin protein ligase binding.